CCGCCUUUUUCCAACAGGUGUUUCGGUCAGUCAACAAAUGCUGUUGAUUGGACUCCCCAGAAUCACACAUGAAAACACUCUGAGAUGAAGGUUCAGUUUCUAAUCUUAGAAUUUACCACAAACUUGUAAUCGUCGACCAAAAGUUCCGGUUAUGGUUCAUUGUUCACUUAUUGUCACGUUGUCAUUUAUGUUGAUAACAACACCAACGGUUGGUGCUUUAACUCAGCCCCGCCAGGCCAUGAAAGAAGUCUCCCGGAGAGAAACGCCACUCUUACCUCCACCCUACCUGCACCUCCCAGUGUCUGUGGACUCACGGCUGCCGCUCGUGGAGAAGGAGCAUUUCUCCCCAGUCAGGGGAACCGGGAAGGAACCUUUACCUGAGCCCGUUCGUGAGGUCCUGCUCCCGGUCCGACCAAAAACCAGUCCGCCAAACGUCUCGGGUGAUUCCGUGAGAACCUCGUGCCUGCAGAACAAGAUGCUCGUGCAGGUGGAGAGGAGCGUUUUUGGCACCGAUAAUAAACUACAGUCUCAUGUCAAACUAGGGACGUGCCGAGCCAGUACAUCUACACGGGAUUACAUUAACUUUGAAUACGACCUCGACAUGUGUGGAACCAAACAAAUGAUCAUCAAUAACCAGUUGGCUUAUUCAAACACUCUACAAUAUGACCCACCGAAGCUCCAAAGACCCAUCAGACGUUCUGCGCCCUUCAGCCUUCCUGUUUUAUGUUAUUAUAACAGGUACCAGUACUCCUACAAAAUUGGCUACAAACCAAAGAUGCGGAUGAGCAAGAUCUUCAAACCAAUGAAGAAUCAAGCAAAGUUCAUUCUAACUCCACGAAAUGCUCAGUGGGAAAGGCUUUUACCGUCAGACCAGUAUGUGCUCGGCAAGCCCAUGUACUUUGAGGCGGAGGCUCCAUCCAUGUCCCAAAACAAAAGACUGUAUGUCCACCAGUGUUACGCCACACCUGAGAAGUCCCACACCUCCACGCCACGCUUUGACGUUGUGAGAAACUUUGGGUGUAUGGUUGAAAGUAAAGAGAGUCGCUCCAGAUUCAUCCCCUACAAGAGCAGUGCUGCCAGAUUUUCUGUGGACGCGUUCUUAUUCAAAGGAAUGACAGGCCAGCAGCUCUACAUGCACUGCAGCCUGUCUGUGGGCAGCUCCACUCCCACACCAACAGCAAAGUCCUGCAACUACGACACAAAAGCAAGGAGGUGGGUUGAACUGUAUGGAAAGGCCUCAGUGUGCGCCUGCUGCGACUCCAUCUGUAACUCUGCUGCAUCAACAGUGACUAAGAUAGUCAGCAGCAGGCCAUGGACAAUAGGGCAAAAAGUGAAACCCACCGCAGCUCCAAAGAGGAAGAGGGUGUCAACCACAACAUCGACAACAACAUCAACAACCGAAACGGCAAUGACCAGAGAGGUGACCAAAAUGAAGACGACUCUACAACCUGAAGCAAUAGAAGUGACUAAAACGGGUAAGGUGGAGAACACGGUGAAGGAGUUGGAAUGGCCGUUUGGAGGUGAAGGAGUGCUGUGGGUUGAGUUGGAGGAGGAAAAGGAGAAGGAGGUGAAGGGCUCUGCAGUUGUUGAGGAGGAGGAAGAGGAAGAGGAAGAGGAGGAGGUCACACGACCUCGUACAAUAUUUGAAGAAAUCUUUGGUUUUGACAAAUAAAACUGAAAUUGAACCUUGGUAAGUUCA
This is a messenger RNA of Notolabrus celidotus (New Zealand spotty), 1699 nucleotides long. RefSeq names its product zona pellucida glycoprotein 3d tandem duplicate 2 (gene zp3d.2). The record is from RefSeq and is a predicted model, not a curated record. Gene Ontology annotation, biological process: binding of sperm to zona pellucida; positive regulation of acrosome reaction; egg coat formation. Gene Ontology annotation, molecular function: acrosin binding. NCBI's taxonomy places the organism in Eukaryota, Metazoa, Chordata, Actinopteri, Labriformes, Labridae. Gene Ontology annotation, cellular component: extracellular matrix. The transcript has 8 exons. Bases 152 to 1672 code for a protein of 506 amino acids.